This is a messenger RNA of Papaver somniferum (opium poppy), 3680 nucleotides long. RefSeq names its product B3 domain-containing transcription repressor VAL1-like. Gene Ontology annotation, molecular function: zinc ion binding; DNA binding. NCBI's taxonomy places the organism in Eukaryota, Viridiplantae, Streptophyta, Magnoliopsida, Ranunculales, Papaveraceae. The coding region runs from base 331 to 3270 and encodes 979 amino acids. The record is from RefSeq and is a predicted model, not a curated record. The transcript has 12 exons.
AGAAGAGAAGAGAGCAAUCUUGUUUUCCUUUCUCUCGCGGAGUCUUUUCGUCUAGUGAGAGAGAGACUACUACGACGCCAAAACUUAAGGCACGCUUCAUUGUGUUUUUUUUGUUGUGAAAAAGCAUACAUAAAUAAUCUUUUUCCUUUUCAUUCUCUCCUUCUCUCUAUUUCUCUCGUUAGAACUUAGAACUAAAACUAAAACCCUUAUUCCUUAAGAAAACCCCUUUUGUACUUUGUUUUCCUUUUCUUCUCUAUUCCGCUACGUAAUGAUUAUUACGGAUCAAGGAACCGUUCUUCUGUAGAAUUUUUCUAGGGUUUUCUUCGGAAGAUGAUGUCUACUAAUUCAUCUUCUUCAUCUACAAAGAUCUGUUUUAAUCCAGACUGUAAAGAUACUAAAUCAGAACGGUAUCGGAAAGGAUGGCGUCUCAGAACCAGCGUUUAUUCUGAGCUAUGUGACCGAUGCGCUUCUGCGUACGAAGAAGGGAGGUUCUGCGAUAUUUUUCACAGUAAUGCUGCUGGUUGGAGGAAUUGUGAAUCUUGUGGAAAGCGAGUGCACUGUGGAUGCAUUGUUUCUACACAUGCAUUUGUACUACUGGAUGCUGGAGGUGUUGAUUGCAUGGGAUGUGCUAGGAAGAACAUCAUGAUGGCUUCAAACCAACUAUGGCCGUCCUCAUCGAUGCCAGAGAGACUUAAAGACCUCUCUGUGAAGAACUGGAAUUCUGGUGCAGGACCUAGCGCAGUUAGCGGACCAAGUCCAGUUGCUGGACGGUGGCUUUCUACUCCGUGGAGUGCUGCGGGUGCUCAGUCUGAAGUGCAUCCUCGAGGGGAUAACUCUUCUUCCACUUCUUUAGAGAAUAAGAAACAUGAAGAUCCAUCUGAAAAAGCUCCUUCGACGAGCCUCAACCUUGCUGUGGUGGAUAGAUUUUCAAAUGGAACUGCUAGUCUUGACACUAUCAAGGAAUUUAAUCCUUUCCAUAGGGAAGAUGGGUAUGUAGAUCGACAGCAAGUUUUACGCAAUCUCAACGGAACCAGAGAUCCAACAGAUGCAAGAAAUGGUGUGAUUGCUGAACCUGGCUUGAAAAGUUCUGCACCAGGAAUUACCGUUGAGACUUUUGCGGCAGAUGUGAGAAACAGAGUUAUUUCUGAACCUGGUUAUAGAAGAUCUGCGUCAACAAAUAUUACCUUUGAAACACUUACACAGUCAUUUGGAAAUGUCUCUGUACAGUCAUGUCCUGCAAAAGAUGACCGCUCUACUCCAUAUAUUGGUCUGACUCUACCUUAUUCACAUCAUGAGACAAAUGUUCCAAAUAGGAUUUCUAGUUAUCAGCCACACCUACAACACCCUCCACCUUUAGGCAAACCGUUUUAUCCCAACCAGUUGGGUGGAAUAGACUUAUCUGCUGAGGCUCAAAUACGUAAUGGAAGGCCUCGAGGGGAUGUUCGCAGCCGCAAUCAGUCACUUCCCAGAUAUUCUCCCAGGAUAACUGAUCAAGAGCUUCGGCAAAUUUCUGGAGACUCUAAUUCUGUCAUAACACCCUUGUUUGAGAAAAUGUUAAGUGCUAGUGAUGCUGGCAGGAUAGGGCGUCUGGUGCUGCCAAAAAAAUGUGCAGAGGCUUAUUUUCCUACCAUUUCUAAUCCAGAAGGGUUGCCUCUCAAAGUUCAAGAUUUACAAGGCAGGGAAUGGGUAUUUCAGUUUCGUUUCUGGCCCAAUAAUAACAGCAGGAUGUAUGUUUUAGAAGGGGUUACACCUUGCAUUCAGUCAAUGCAACUGCAAGCUGGUGAUAUAGUAACAUUCAGUCGGAUAGAUCCGGAGGGAAAGUUGGUGAUGGGAUGUCGCAAGGCUUCAAAUGGUCCAGGGUGUGACCAGGACAACCAAUCGAGUAAAGCUGGAGAUGGCAUUUUUAAAAGUCCAGAAGGCAAUAUUAGAAAUUCUAAACCUUGUGAAGUUGUUUCAACUCCAUUAAUGGGAGGGAUGGAAUCCACUAGUUACUCUUCUAUCAACCAGUUUAACUCAGAAGACCCCACAAUUGACUGGUCUAAGGUUGACAAAUCGAGUUAUAUUGCUAAAGAUGUGCAAUGUUCUAAGCCUUCUGUCCUUCCUAGUAAGAGGAAAAGCAGCACUCUUGGUUCAAGAAGUAAACGCUUAAGAAUGGAAACUGAGGAUCAAAUAGAGCUCAAACUUACAUGGGAAGAAGCUCAAGGAUUGUUACGCCAUCGGCGUGACAAUGCUCCAAGUGUUGUGGUAAUUGAAGGGCACUCGUUUGAGGAGUAUGAGGAAGCACCGAUUAUUGGGAGGCCUACAAUUUUCAUUACCAAUAAUGUGGGUGAAAGGAAUCAAUGGGCUCAGUGUGAACGGUGUUCCAAGUGGCGUAAACUUCCUGAACAUGCACUUCUUCCCUCAAGGUGGAUCUGCUCAGAUAACUUAUGGGAUCCCGAAAGGUCUUCUUGUUCAUCAGCUCAGGAAUUAACUCUGGAGCAGCUUGAAGAUAUACUCUCAUCUACUAGUAAUGAUGGUUCGAAAAAUGCCAAGGCCAAAAACAAAGAUUCAGAUCCCGUUGAAGCAUCCGAAGGACUUGGUGCUCUUGCAAACGUUGUCACCCAGGAAAAUCAUGAAGCUUUUGCUUCCACCCAACAGACUACCACAAGGCACCCUCGACAUAAGCCAGGUUGCACGUGCAUUGUCUGCAGCCAGCCCCCAAGUGGAAAGGGGCCAAAGCACAAAGAUACAUGCACAUGCAAUGUUUGCGAUACCGUUCGGCGCCGUUUCCGAACCCUAAUGGAGCGUCGUGAGAAGCGUCAAUUAGAGAAGGAAGCAGAGACUGCACGAAAGAAACAGGAAGAGAAUAUAGAGAACGAGGAUGAUCGACUAAUAAGCAGUAGUAAGAAAAACAAAACCUAUGCUUCAAGCCGUAAGAUGAUCAAGGAGUGUGAUGAAAACGGAAUUGGAAAUAAAUUGUCGUCAUCCCCAUUUAAAGGUGGAAUUGACUUGAACAUACAACCAGAAAGAGAGGAUGAGCAUUCAACUGUUCCAGAUUUAGGAGACACAGCGAGGACCAUGUCUCAUGGGGAGCAGCCACAAAUGUUAGCAAGUUCUGAUGGCUACAUAGAAUUGGUUGUCAACAAGAAAGAAGGUGUAGGAAAUGAUGCAGGAGGAGCCGUGAAGCUUGAGAAUGAUGGUUCAUAUGGAAAUGGUAGAUACAAUUUGGAUACUGACCAGGACCACCCGGUGACGACUCUGGUGCCGGUAUCCACAUCAACAACUGGUUAGUAAAUUUGUGACAUACAUAAUCUGCCAUGUUCACAGUGAGCCAUUGUCUUAGCUUUUGUUUCCCUGUAUAUAUUCCUUCACAGUAGUAGCAUCAUUCGCACAGAUAUCGUAAACCAACCGGCUUUUCCUUGUACAUAGAGAAUCUAAAGAAAAAGAGAGUAGGAGUUUGAGGCUUGGUGUACUUGAUUUCUGAUUGAAGAUGAUAUGUACGCAGCAGUCAGAAAUAUUUGUCCAUGCCAACUUGAGAGCAGGCAGUGAGGGCUUAAUUUCUGACAUUUUUUUGGUCAACAUUAAAUAGGUGCGCUCCACUAUGACACGUCAACAGGAUGUAUUCUGAUGUGUAUACAGUUCCUAAAAUAUGCUGAAUUCAGAAAUUUGUUGCCCCAUUAUAUUCAAGAUAAAUUUUUUAA